Messenger RNA from Ziziphus jujuba (common jujube), 1274 nucleotides. RefSeq names its product transmembrane emp24 domain-containing protein p24delta7. The coding region runs from base 494 to 1129 and encodes 211 amino acids. Gene Ontology annotation, biological process: endoplasmic reticulum to Golgi vesicle-mediated transport; intracellular protein transport; Golgi organization. The transcript is spliced from 4 exons. Lineage: Eukaryota; Viridiplantae; Streptophyta; Magnoliopsida; Rosales; Rhamnaceae. The record is from RefSeq and is a predicted model, not a curated record. Gene Ontology annotation, cellular component: Golgi apparatus; COPII-coated ER to Golgi transport vesicle; endoplasmic reticulum.
UGCCACUGUUUCUAACUUUAUCACUGUGGCCAACUCACAUAUUUACUGUGAUUAUUUGUCAUUUGGGCUCCUCUUUGUAAACUUUCUUCGUUUUUUUAUUUUUUUAUUUUUUAUUAAUAGAUCAUUUAAUUUGAAAUCACUUUCUUAACAAAUUUGCUUUUUGAAGCAUGCGAAAUAAAUAUGAUGGAAAUACUUUACCUCUACAUUUUUGAAAUUAUUGGACGGUUACAAAAUUACAAAUUAAAAAAGAAAAUAAACAAUUUAAGAAAAGUGAACCAAGCAUAUGAUGACGUGGGAAGAUGGUAUUGGUUAACAGUAAAAGAAUACCGAGAGAGCGUUACACGUAAGGAAGCCGGCCGUCUAUUCCAAAGAAACAAAAAAAUAGAUCUCCGGCGUUGCGUUGAAGAGCCUUUCGUCUUUCUCAGAGAGCUACGAACUCAAAACCCAACAGCUGAUCAUCCAAACCCUCUGAAAAAAAAAAAAAAAAAAAACAAUGUCAACAGCUAAUUUUGUGAUAGUUUUGAUGUUAGGUUUGAUGUGCACAGCUUCGCAAUCGAUGCGGUUCGACCUCCAAUCGGGGACCACCAAAUGCAUAUCGGAGGAGAUUAAGAACAAUGCCAUGACUUUGGGCAAGUACAGUGUUGAUAAUCCUCAUGAUGGGUCUCCUAUUCCCGAAACCCACAAGCUCACUGUCAGGGUGAGUUCACCUCAGGGGAACAAUUAUCACUAUGCAGAUCACGUGGAUUCGGGUACUUUCGCAUUUACUGCGGCGGAAACUGGUGAUUAUACGACUUGCUUUUGGGCUCCUGACCACAAGCCUUCAACGACCGUGACUGUAGAUUUUGAUUGGAGAACGGGUGUGGCUGCUAAAGACUGGUCUAAAGUUGCCAAGAAAGGACAGAUCGAAGUAAUGGAACUUGAGUUGAAGAAGUUGUAUGACACUGUGGCAUCCAUCCAUGAUGAGAUGUUUUAUCUCCGUGAGAGGGAGGAAGAAAUGCAACAACUGAACAGGGCAACCAACUCCAAGAUGGCCACAUUUAGCUUCCUCUCCCUUGUAGUUUGCCUGUCGGUUGCUGGUUUGCAAUUGUGGCAUCUCAAGACAUUCUUUGAGAGGAAGAAGCUUCUGUAGUAGUUCCUCUCCCACGAUUUCUUUUGUACUUUUUUUCCACUUACAAAAUUUUUUUGUACCAGCAGUUGCUUGCUUACAAUUAAUUUAUAUCAAAUUUUGUAUUUUGAGGCCAAUUUAUUUAUUUAUUAUAGGCUGCAGUUUUCCA